GUUACGCCUCCCGGAAUGAGACCACAUUCAGGUGUGCCUGGAGAGGCGGAACCCCCCACACCGGAGCUGGUGGAGGUGGAAGUGGGCGGCACGGCGCUUCUGAAGUGCGGCCCCUCGCAUUCCCAGGCCAACUUCAGCCACGUGGACUGGUUUUCUGUGCACAAGGAGAAGCCCACGCUCAUCUUCCGCGUGCGCAAGGGCCAGGGCCAGAGCGAACCCGGGGAGUACCAGCAGCGGCUCAGCCUCCAGGACCGAGGGACCACACUGGCCUUGAGCCACGUCACCCCCCACGACGAGCGCGUCUUCCUGUGCCAGGGCAAGCGCCCGCAGUCCCAGGAGCACCGCAUCCAACUCAGGGUCUACAAAGCUCCGGAGGAGCCGACCAUCCAGGUCAACCCCUUGGGCAUCUCGGUGAGCAGUAAGGAGCCUGUGGAGGUGGCCACCUGUGUGGGCAGAAAUGGGUACCCCGUUCCUCAAGUCAUCUGGUAUAAGAAUGGCCACUCCCUGAAGGAGGAGAAGAACCGGGUUCACAUUCAGUCAUCGCAGAUCGUGGAGUCGAGCGGCCUGUACACCCUGGAGAGCGUUCUGAACGCCCAGCUGGUGAAGGAGGACAAAGAGGCGCGGUUUUACUGUGAGCUCAACUACCGGCUGCCCAGCGGCAACCACAUGAAGGAGUCCCAGGAAGUCAACGUGCAGGUCUUCUACCCGGCGGAGAAGGUGUGGCUGGAGGUGGAGCCCUCGGGACCGCUGAAGGAAGGGGACCGCGUGGAAAUCCGGUGUUUGGCGGACGGCAACCCCCCGCCCCACUUCACCAUCAGCAAGCAGAACCUCAGCACCGAGGAGAUGGAGGAGAUGACGCCCGAGGACAACGGGGCCCUGGUCUUCGAGUCCGCCCGGAAGGAGCACAGCGGGCUCUAUCAGUGUCAGGGCCUGGACCUGGAGACCAUGGCAUCGCUGCUGAGCGACCCACAGGAGCUGCUGGUGAACUACGUGUCCGACGUGCGGGUGAGCCCCGCGGCCCCGGAGAGCCAGGAGGGCGGCAGCCUCACCCUCACCUGUGAGGCGGACAGUAACCAAGCCGUGCAGUUCCAGUGGCUGAGAGAGAAGACAGGCCGGGUGCUGGAGAAGGGGCCUGUGCUCCAGUUGCACAGCCUGAAGCGCGAGGCCGGCGGAGGCUACCGCUGCGUGGCGUCCGUGCCCAGCGUCCCGGGCCUGAACCGCACGCGGCUGGUCCACGUGGCCAUUUUCGGGUCCCCGUGGAUGACGCUGAAGGAGAGGAAGAUGUGGGUGCGAGAGAACGCGGUGUUGAACCUGUCGUGCGAAGCCUCGGGACACCCCCGGCCCACCAUCUCCUGGAGCGUCGAGGGCACGGCACAGGAACAAGACCAGGAUCCCCAGAGCGUCCUGAGCGUCCUGAGUGUCCUCGUGACCCCAGAGCUGCUGCGGACGGGAGCUGAGUGCGUGGCCUCCAACUCCCUGGGCAGAAACACCACCGCCAUUUUCCUGGAGCUGGCCUCCAACAGGAGCACGGGCCUCAGCACCUCCACCGUCAGCCCGCCCGUCCGAGCCAACGGCACCUCCACAGAGAAGAAGCUGCCAGAGCCUGAAAGCAAGGGUGUGGCCAUCGUGGCCGUGACUGUGUGCGUCCUGGUCCUGGCUGUGCUGGGUGCCGUCCUCUACUUCUUCCACAAGAAGGGCAAGCUGCCGUGCGGGCGGUCAGGCAAGCAGGAGAUCACGCUGCCCCCGUCGCGUAAGAGCGAAUAUGUAGUUGAAGUUAAGUCAGAUAAGCUCCCAGAAGAGAUGGGCCUCCUACAGGGCAGCAGCGGCGACCAGAGGGCGCCCGGAGACCAGGGAGAGAAAUACAUCGAUCUGAGGCACUAGCCGUCCGUCACACCGAGCGCCCUUUGCGCCGAACCGUCUUCUGCUGCCUGCUCACCCCUCCCUCCCAGCGCUCAGGAUGGUCGCCAAAGCCUCGAGAGCAGGCUGCGGGGAAGGCCCCUGCUCCGGCCGGCCCGCGGGCCCCACUUCAGAGGGCCGAGCCGUCCCAAGAAGGUCCUCUUCGGUGACAACCUGCCACCGUCUCACUUUGUUGGCUGACGCUCAUCCCAGGGAGGGGCCUCAGCAACAGGGGGCGGGAAGGACUUUCUCAGACCGUGUUUGCCCUGUAUACAUACCGUGGGUGUGCAUACCUGUCUCCUACCGGCAGCCGAAGCAGGUAGCCUCUUGGUCUUGAGCUGGUUUCCUGCCCCAAAGGCUGCCUCCGUCCUUCAGUCGUGUGGCCAAAGUGAGGACUCACCGAGCCCAGGCCCCUCACACCGGCUCUGGAGAGCACCCCAGCUUCGUUACCAGCAGCGGGCCUGCCUGCUUCAGGAGGCCCUUCUGUGACCCACCUUUCUCUGGGCAGAAGCCAGGACUGGUGUCAUUUCUUGAAAGAGGUGUUGGGGGUAUUUCACUGUCCCUGCAGGGAGGAAGCUGGGCAGUUUUCCAGUUAGGCCACUGAGCCCAAGCCCCCCUGACCCCCCACUCAUUUGGCUCCCACUGCCCAGUCUCAAGGGGUCAUGUCAUUAAGACUAUACUAGCACCAGACUUCUAUGAACUGAGCUAAUGGGCUUAGGCCCCGGCAGAAGGGCCCUCACGGCAGAACGGUACUUAGGGACGAGAAGCGGCCUGGCUGGAGCUUUGGGGUAUGUGCGCACGUGUGGGAGUAUGUAUAUGUGGUUUUAUCAGGUUGUGUGUAAAUGUGCAAAUUUCCUUUAUAUAUAUGUGUGUAUAUAUAUAUAUAUAUAUGAAAAAUAAAGCUUAAUUGUCCCAGAAA
This is a messenger RNA of Ailuropoda melanoleuca (giant panda), 2815 nucleotides long. It is a transcript of the gene MCAM, whose product is annotated as melanoma cell adhesion molecule. The record is from RefSeq and is a predicted model, not a curated record. Lineage: Eukaryota; Metazoa; Chordata; Mammalia; Carnivora; Ursidae. Gene Ontology annotation, cellular component: plasma membrane. The transcript is spliced from 16 exons. Gene Ontology annotation, molecular function: laminin receptor activity. The coding region runs from base 16 to 1881 and encodes 621 amino acids.